Molecule: messenger RNA, 3355 nt
Organism: Clarias gariepinus (North African catfish)
Lineage: Eukaryota; Metazoa; Chordata; Actinopteri; Siluriformes; Clariidae
Gene: syt7b
Product: synaptotagmin VIIb
Exons: 13
Coding region: 27-2027 (666 amino acids)
Biological process (GO): regulation of calcium ion-dependent exocytosis; cellular response to calcium ion; vesicle fusion
Cellular component (GO): synaptic vesicle; membrane; synapse
Molecular function (GO): clathrin binding; SNARE binding; calcium-dependent phospholipid binding
Source: RefSeq, a predicted model, not a curated record
AGAGAAGAAUAAACGGAGAGGCAGCCAUGCGUCUGAACAGAGACACCGAGGACGGCAAAGGCUCCCUGUCCCUGGGGGUUUUCCUCGUGUCAGUCGGUCUAACCGUGUGCGUCGUGUGGCUCGUGGCACUUUGCGGCAUCUGUGGAUGGUGCCAGCGCAGACUGGUGAGUGAUGUCACUUCCUGUUUCAAGGGGAAGAGGAACAAGACAAGCUUGGACACAGCAAGCUCUCCGGACUCGGUGUCGGUACGAGGCCGAGGCGAAAACAAAGCCAUCAAUGAUCUGGAUAGGGACUUUUGGAACAACAACGACAGCAGCAAUGUUCAGCAGCGCUGGAGCUCCUACCCUCCUAAGGAAUUCCUCUUGAACAUGUCCCCUUACGCUCCGUACGGAGACCCCCGUCUAACGCCCAAUGGCUCGCUGGAGAAGUGUGAGGCGGGUGGUGGGUCAGGGGCCGGCCCCAGUCGCAGUGACAGCUCGAAGAGCAUAGAGGCAGGAAGCGGCAAGGCCGGGAAGUGGCAAACCGUCAAGAGCCACAUGUACUCCGGCAUCUUGAGACCAAGCAACUUCGGGGACGCGUCCCCGCUGUCCACAGCGUCCACGCUGGAGCACAUCGCGCCCUCGGCAUGCCGUCCUCGGCCCCUCGUCAGACAGCAGAGCCUCCAGCAGCCCCUGACCCCCCGGCCCCCUCCGCCGCCCAACGACCCGCCUGCCACCUCACAGAGCCUGGGGCAGUUGCACAGCAGCUCCGGGGGCGGCGGGGGGCAGCGGGGGGUUGCAAGGCCGGGGGCAAGGGGCAGCCCAGCCGCACCCGGGGCAUCUCGCUACAGAGCGGGCGCAGGGGCACGGUCCCGCUCCAACCCGGGCAGCUGGGAUCACAUGAUGGGGCAAAUACGAACAAGGGGCAUGGACGUCAAAUCCUUCCUGGAAGGCAAGAUGGUGGUGCUGUCUCUGGCGAUCGGACUGGCCGAACAGGACGACUUCGCCAACCUGCCGGACCUGCAGGAGAAGCCAGCGAACCAAGAAAUGCCCCCUGGUGACAAGAGAGUCAUCGGUAACAAAGCCAACAGCAGCCCUAAAGGCCAGACCCCAGAUGAGAGCAACCGCCGCACGGACGCUAACUCCUCCGUCUCAGACCUCGCCAACUCCGUCACCAGUGACAUGCUCAUGUUGUCUCCAGGCUCUGAAGAGGAAGAACACGAAGGUCCGGUGUGUGAGAAGCUUGGACGAAUACAGUUCAGUGUGGGAUACAGCUUCCAGGACUCCACACUUACCGUGAAGAUCCUUAAAGGCCAGGAUUUACCGGCCAAGGAUUUCUCUGGAACCUCAGACCCGUUUGUUAAGAUCUAUCUGCUACCGGACAAGAAGCACAAACUGGAGACCAAAGUGAAGAGAAAGAACCUGAACCCUCAUUGGAACGAAACCUUUCUUUUUGAAGGUUUUCCGUAUGAGAAGGUGGUCCAGCGCACCCUGUACCUGCAGGUGCUGGAUUACGACCGAUUCAGCAGAAACGACCCCAUCGGCGAGGUGUCUAUUCCACUCAACAAGAUCAAUCUAGCUCACAUGGAGACAGUCUGGAAAGAGCUGAAACCAUGCAGCGAUGGAAGCGGAAGUCGAGGUGACCUGUUGGUGUCGUUGUGUUACAAUCCUACGACUAACACAAUCACUGUGAACAUCAUAAAGGCACGCAAUCUCAAAGCCAUGGACAUCGGAGGCACCUCAGACCCGUAUGUGAAGGUGUGGCUGAUGCACAAAGACAAACGGGUGGAAAAGAAGAAGACGGUAGUAAUGAAGAGGUGUCUGAACCCUGUCUUUAACGAGUCCUUUCCUUUCGACGUUCCCGCUCACGUGCUGAGAGAGACCACCAUCGUCAUCACAGUCAUGGAUAAGGACAGACUCAGUCGAAAUGAUGUCAUAGGCAAGAUCUAUCUCUCGUGGAAGAGCGGCCCUGCAGAGGUCAAACACUGGAAGGACAUGAUGGGCCACCCUCGCACUGCCGUUGCCCAGUGGCAUUCCCUCAAAGCUUAACGGCCCAGAUGAAAUCGACACCCACAAGCCCCUGUUAUUAUGCACAAGCUUGAACACGGGUACCAAAAGCCAUCCAACAUUUACUUCUUUUCUCUCCUUACUUCUAUAUGGACUACAGAGACCUUUUUUCUCUUUCCUCCGUUCUUCUUUAUGUAGUUCUUACCUGUUUUUUUCCCUGUGAUUUGGACCUGCUAAAAUCCCUUCUUUCACUUUUUUUGGCCAAAAAAGAGGCUAAGCACUGCCAUGAAGUGUGUAAAAGUCCUGUAUUAUGUAAUGCAGCGCAGGCUUGUCUUCCUUGAGAUUAUUUAUUUCGACUGUUCCGUUGUCCAGGGGAAACAUCUCAACAUCCAAGCGGGACAAAAGGACUUCCGAGCAGUCGACAAAAACGUCCUACCCUGUACUAUACUGCCGUCUUUUGGUAUUCCUUUUCUCAUUCUUCCACUCAUUUCCCUUCCCAUGAAGAUCCAUAAGGAUCGAGUCGCAGUGCAAUACCUGAUGGACGGAGAGACGAACUCUUUACCAGAAGCUCUUCGCCAUCUCUCGCCGGGUUUCCUGGCACCAAGUGUAGAAACCCAUUUUUGCUGAAGUUCCUUGUCAGAUGUUUGUACUGUGGGUGCUGUGAUGUGACAAAAAGUGUUGUUUCAAGAAAAAAAAAGACACUUUUUUGUUUUUUAAUCAAAGAGCGUAAGCGUUUGCAGACCUGUUUUUUGUUGUUGUUUUGGUUUAAAAAAAAAUGAAGACAAUUUUCAGAUGAAGUUCAUCAUGAAGUUUAACUAAGUCGAGACUAAAGAUGCCGAAGUGGUUUUUUUUCUGUACACCCGUUUUUUACACAAGCCGCCUCAGUUCGUCGUGUGUUGUACAGCAUAACACUGCUUUACAUUUUCCCCCAAAGGCCCUAAACGUCCGCAUCUGGCAUGUCCUGACCAUGAUGUGAAAAGAAACGCCACCUAGUGGACUGUUAGUGGUGUUAAUUAUGUAGCUUACUGUGAAUGCUUUUGGACAUUUUCAACAAAUCUACAUCCAGAGCUGCUGUCGUUGUGGCCUGGAGGAGAUCUUGAUGUGUCUCAGGAAUGGGACAGUGGGACAGUGUCAUGACGUUAUACAGUACAGCUUUCAGGCUCAAACCAUCGCUCAUGAUUUCUACUUCUAACAAUGACCAAAAGAACCAAAUGAAGAAGGGGUGAAGGCGCUCGGUGCGAAUGCAACCGGAAAGGAUACGAAACAUUCCAAUAAGACAUGAAACAGGGCCAGACAACGUUGUUGCUCUUAAAGAUCAGAUCAAAUGCUUCCAUGGCCGGGGGGUUAUAUGGUGGGGGGCAGCAGAUGUG